AUGACAGAUGAAAAUACCUUAAAAACCACUAAAACUUCCUUAAAAGGUCAGUUAACGAGAUUUUUUAAUUUUAUAAAAGAUGUAGAGUCAGGUAAAGCAAACAAAGAUCAGUUAGAAUGCAGACUAGCAGUAGCAAAAGAUUUAUUGUCAGACUUUAACUCGGUAAUGGUUCAGCUUAUGGUAUUAGAUUUAGAUGAGACAAAAAAUAAAAGUAAGGAAUAUGAAGCUGAACUAGAAGAAUAUGAAAAGAAGUUUUUUGAUUGUAUAUCAAAAGCGGAUAUUUUAAUAAAAAAACAGACAUUUAAUCAACAAGCAGACACAAUAAAUACAAGUUGUAGUUCACAGUUACAAGCUUCACAAGACAUAAGGUUACCUUGUAUUGAUCUUCCAAGGUUCAGUGGGGCCUCAGAAAAUGGGGGUGUAGAAAGUGGGAGCUCAUGGCUUGAGUUUUAUGACGGGUUCACUAGUUUAAUUGGCAAUGAUCCUAAUUUAAGUAACAUUAAAAAAUUUUAUUAUCUCAAAUCUUGUUUGACAGACAGUGCGGCAGCAGUAAUUUCCUCUUUGGAGGUUACGAAUGAAAAUUAUACGAUUGCUUGGUCGAUCUUAACAGAUAGAUUUCAGAAUGAUAAACUCAUAGUACAUUCUCAUGUUCGGGCGUUAUUUGAGUUAUCCGUGAUACAAAAAGAAUCACCUUCUCAGCUGAGAAAACUGAUUGAUGAGUGGGAGAGGAAUUGUGGAAAAAUUAAAGUAACUAAAGAAUACAGAUAA
Diabrotica virgifera virgifera (western corn rootworm) is the source of this 768-nucleotide messenger RNA. RefSeq lists its product as uncharacterized. Bases 1 to 768 code for a protein of 255 amino acids. The transcript is spliced from 2 exons. NCBI's taxonomy places the organism in Eukaryota, Metazoa, Arthropoda, Insecta, Coleoptera, Chrysomelidae. The record is from RefSeq and is a predicted model, not a curated record.